Molecule: messenger RNA, 1316 nt
Organism: Daucus carota subsp. sativus
Lineage: Eukaryota; Viridiplantae; Streptophyta; Magnoliopsida; Apiales; Apiaceae
Product: WRKY DNA-binding transcription factor 70
Exons: 3
Coding region: 82-1134 (350 amino acids)
Biological process (GO): regulation of DNA-templated transcription
Molecular function (GO): sequence-specific DNA binding; DNA-binding transcription factor activity
Source: RefSeq, a predicted model, not a curated record
GUUAUUACUAGUCUACACUUUACAACACUACUAGUGCAUUUUAAAACCUCUAUCCUCAUAAAUAAUCUGUAUAUUCGUCACAUGUCUUCUAUGGAGAAGGAAUCUUUUUCGCCGGAAACUGUGGCCGGAAAUGAGAAGAAAGCCACCCAAGUCUUGAGCAAUGGGCUUGAAUUUGCUGCCCAACUUCGAAUCAUGCUCAGCAGUCAACGCCUCGGAGACGUUGACCACACUCUCUGCAACAUGUCUGCUGGAGAUCUUGUCACUAAAAUCCUGGAUUCUUUUGAGAAGUCUCUUCUGAUAUUACAACGUCCUUCUUCAAUCUCCGAUGAAGUUUCGCAAGUUCCGGUCAACUCCGGUGCUCCUAUGUCGGAGGAACUAGAUUCCAGUCACACUCCCAAGAUGGUCAAGGAUCGUAGAGGAUGCUUUAAGAGAAGAAGAACAUCAGAGGCAGAGACCAAAGUGAGUUCAACUCCGGUGGACGACGGUCAUGCAUGGAGAAAAUAUGGACAAAAGUCCAUUCUUAAUGCCAAGUACCCAAGGCAUUAUUACAGAUGCACACACAAAUUUGAACAAGGCUGCCUAGCAACAAAACAGGUGCAGAAAACAGAAGAAGAUCCAGCACCAAUGUACCGUACCACUUAUUAUGGGCGCCACACCUGCAAGAACACUUACUCUGAUCAUACCCAAUUCUUUAAUUUGGAUUCUAUUGAUCAGAGCGAUCCUUCUUCUAAAUCUAUCCUCCUCAAUUUCCAACAGAACAUUCCCAGCCUUUCCUCCUUAAAUGAUAAUUACAGAAACCACUCCACUUCUUCAACUCGCAAGUUUAUUAACAAGGAAAGCGGUGCUAUGAUGAAUGACAAUACCAAUCAAUCCUCGUCCUCCCUGGCUGAUUAUAAUUUUGUGUCGGGUAGACGUACUCUGGCAACCUUUGGAUCAUCGACAACACGGACAGAGCUGUUGUCGCCUGCAGGUUCGGAUCACGGGGAUGUGAUUUCUUCGGGGGUGUAUUCGUGUUCCACAAGCACUAGUCCAGAUCACACCACUGCUUUUGAAGAUCAGCUGGACAUGAUGGUAGCAGGAGUUGUUAACUUUGAUGGUGGUGAUGAUAUGGCUAUGGAUAGUUUCUUGUUGUAAUCAGAGGUCUCAUCCAUGGAUCACCUUAAUCCUAAUUAGUAGUAUAAUGUAGUAGCCACUUGUGGCUGGCUGGCUAGCCAGUUUAUAUUUCCUUUAUGGUAGAACAUUGACUGUUUAAUAUGGAUCAGAUGGUCUAAAUAGCUAGCUGCCACAAAAUUAUAAUCACUAUCUUUUUUGUUUCA